AUGGCGAAGCGCAAGCGGACCACGGCGCACUCCAAUGCCGUCAAGAAACAGGCAAAUGGCAUUCCCAGCCCACCCCACGAGGCAAGCCCACUUGAGCCAGCUUCUGUUCAUUCGGUCAUCUCGCCAGAGGAAAUUGAAGUUGCGGUGGAUACCCUUCGGUCGCUUGCCGAGCAUCCUCUCCUGAUCAAGUCAAAAGCAUGCAGAGAUCUGAGGACUGCUGUAUUUGACUUUCGUCAAGCAUGCACCACUGGCUUAAACUCAGCUGACGGCAGUAAUCUCACUGCGCGUAUAUCUGGGGCGCUUACAGACUCCAAGUACAGAGAUGCUCUCAUCUUGCUGGCCGAGAUGCGCAUCAGGAAAGAGACCCCAACACUGGGUGCUCUCUGCCGCUGGGUGCGCACUUUGGAUGUUGUAUCUGGACUCAGCAUUCACGUGCAAGUGCCGAAUCACAGAGUCGUAGGCGCCAAUGCUGACAACGACCAACUCAUCCAAGUGCUCGACUCCAUACUCCGAGUCACUGGCCCAACAGACGUGACAACUAACGGUGCAGACGCAUCUGCAGGUAUCUCGCUACAAGAAACAUGGGACUUGCGAAGCACCAGCAAGCCCACACGCCAUAUACGGAGUAGCGUUGAAGACAAGUCCAUCUUCACCUCAUGUCCUUCAGACCUCAAACAGCGCUUCCGCAUCAUCGAGACUACUGAGGGACUUCAGCGCAAACCACCUAAUCUCCACCCUGCCAUUCUGUACGCCUCGCAAGACGAUACAGUGCUGCUAGGCACAGGGCCCGAGACGGAAUGCUUCAAGCACCCCAUUGUACCCAACCUCCGUUUAAUCAAGGAUGUGCUCUCUCCAGACGAAUGCUCUACCAUUAUCGCCGCAGGAGAGACAAUGGAGUUCAUACCUGAUGCACCCAUGCGCCCACAAGGCGAAGAUACCAGUGUGCUAGCCCACAACUUUUACUGGAUCGUCGACCAAGCCUUCCACGACAAGCUCUGGGAUAGAGUAAAGGCGUUUGUCCCAGAGAGCGUAGCAGGCAAGAAGGUCCGAGGAAUUAAUCGUCGCUUCAGGGUAUACCGAUAUGUGCCUGGUGCAGAGUAUCGCUGUCAUAUCGAUGGUGCAUGGCCGCCCUCAGGCAUCGACCCCGUCACAGACAAAUACCAAUACGAUGCCUCGCCGCCCAAUGCCCGCCAGUCCUCCCUCUUCACCUUUCUCAUCUACCUCAACGACGAGUUCAAGGGCGGCGAAACUACGUUCUUCAUACCAAGUGUGAAAGAGGGCGUUAUCAAUGCUUACCCGGUUAAACCUAUCAUGGGUAGCGUUGCUGUCUUCCCACAUGGCGAGGCUCAGGGCGCACUAUUACAUGAGGGUACGGGUGUGGUCGAGGGCGCAAAGUACGUCAUCAGGACUGAUGUCGAAUACGAUGUCGAUGCUACUAUAUAA
Molecule: messenger RNA, 1443 nt
Organism: Bipolaris oryzae ATCC 44560
Lineage: Eukaryota; Fungi; Ascomycota; Dothideomycetes; Pleosporales; Pleosporaceae
Exons: 3
Coding region: 1-1443 (480 amino acids)
Biological process (GO): peptidyl-proline hydroxylation to 4-hydroxy-L-proline
Cellular component (GO): endoplasmic reticulum
Molecular function (GO): L-ascorbic acid binding; iron ion binding; procollagen-proline 4-dioxygenase activity
Source: RefSeq, a predicted model, not a curated record